AUGCUGAAACUGCACUUUGAUUUUAGUCUUAAAUUCACCAUGGUUGUUGAGGAGGAAAAGUCUUUUUAUCAACUGGAGUACUAUUCUCUCGUAUCCAAAGUGUGCACAGAGCUGACGAACCAUCUAGGUUUGGAUGAUAGAAAUCUGUCUGAAUUUGUCAUUCACUUAGCGCGGAAAAAUCCGACUUUUGAAAAGUUUAAGACCUCUUUAUUGAAGAAAGGUGCAGAAUUCAGUGAUUCUCUAAUCGCUAGCAUACUGCGAUUAGUCCAAAAAAUGUUUCCGAAGAAACCAAAGAAGACCGAUACUUUUAGUUCGUUACCCGGAACAGAUGUAUCCGUUCUGCCCGAUCAAAAGCAAACUGAUGAGAAGCUGGAGUUACGAAAGAAGCUUGUUCCAGCCCUCUGUCUUCCUAAUGAGGAUCCCAGGAAAGUCAUUUGGGAUGAAUCGCAGCUGGAAUUACACGAAACUCGGAAAGCUGCCAACGUCUCGCCCUCCUCACCCUCAGGCGAAAAUCAUACCAUGACUAAUGGAUUGAGGCAGACCAGUGAAAAGACGGUUUCUGAUGAUCUAACUGCCUCGGCCAUGUUGAAAAACUUAGAGGAAUUGCUUUCCGGGGCCAAAGAGGAAUCUAUGAAAGAACAUCGUUCAUCUCAUCGCAAGCAUACUAAAAGAGAUCAAAGAGCAAAAUCUCGCUCCGCCUCACCCUUUACGAAUGAAAAGGGUCGUUUUGAUGGUCGACGUCGAAGCCGAGACUCUUCUGUUGAUUUCUCGGAUAAACAUCGAAAGCGCUCCAGAUCCCCUCAUCGCAGACAUUCUCGUUCGCCAUCUCCUCAUUCUUCCUCACGCCAUCACGAGAGGGGUUAUCGGUCGCCUCGCAAUCGUCGCUCACCACGUUCACGUGGCCACCACUACUCACGUGCCUCUCCUGUGGAUGUGCCCCGUCGUGGCUCACUCGAACGUGCCAAUUCCGAAGUCGUCACUCCUCGGGUUUCUCGAUCAGAUGUGCCUACAGAGCCGGUUGUCGGCGAUAUCUAUUCCGGUCGCAUAUCCAAUAUUCUAUCGUUUGGCGCUGUUGUGCAACUGGAUGGCCUGCGCAGGCGUUGGGAAGGAUUAGUGCACAUCUCCCAACUUCGACGGGAGGGGCGCGUUGUCAAUGUUGCUGACGUCGUUCAGCGAAUGCAAAAGGU
This is a messenger RNA of Dicrocoelium dendriticum, 1187 nucleotides long. The record is from the annotation of a GenBank genome assembly. Lineage: Eukaryota; Metazoa; Platyhelminthes; Trematoda; Plagiorchiida; Dicrocoeliidae.